Molecule: messenger RNA, 1905 nt
Organism: Eimeria necatrix
Lineage: Eukaryota; Apicomplexa; Conoidasida; Eucoccidiorida; Eimeriidae
Exons: 1
Coding region: 1-1905 (634 amino acids)
Source: RefSeq, a predicted model, not a curated record
AUGAUCACCCGACAAGCUCGUGACAUCGAGGAGGAGGGGGGAACGGCUUUCCCAGAACUAACGACACUUACAGAGCCGCCUCUACAAGGUGUAAGUCCCGCACUUCGCAAACGGCAAGCACCCCAUGGUGCGCUGCGCGGAACCAUCUUGGCUCUCGUCUCACUCGGUGUAGCCGUGCUGGUCUUCUUAUGUGCUCACCACAUCAGCUCGCGUCGCCUUGCAGACAGACACACUUGGCGGCAGCUCGCCGAAUCCUCUUCAGGAGGAAGUCCCUCUAGAGACGGCGAAGCGGGAGAAAGUGAACAGUGCGAAGUGGCAGCAGCAGUGGGAGUUCAGGAGACGCCAGCUGCUGCAGAAGCUGGAGAGGCGGCAGGCGGCGCGCCCGUCCCAGCUGAAGCCCCGGCAAGCGAAGAGCCCCCCUCAGAGGCGGCGCAGAGCACUGAGACACCAGCCCCAGAGGCUCCUCCAGAGCCUUCUCCCAAGCCAGAGGCGGGCCCUGCACCUCCUGAAGCUGCAGUUUUCCAGGUGCCCCAAACCUCGCCUCCUAGGAAACGAAAGGCGAAGACAAAGCACUUGGAGCCGCCAACACCACCGUACGAGCCUUGGGGUAGAUGGGGAACUGAGGAAGCGCCUGGUUCUCCGCCUCAAAGCCAGCCAGCGGGAGACUCUCCCCUUGUUCGCCUCUUGACAGGACAAGGGCAGGCCUCCGUGAUAAGAAUACCACAGCCAGAACAGAGGCCUUCUCAGGACUCGCCCGCAGAAGAGCCGCGGGGGGCUGCAGCCCCGGAGCCAACUCCCCCUGGAGUGGGCUCUGCUUCCCAGGCAGCUGGCGAGGCUGCUGCAGGUGCUGCAGGACCGGAGCCCGGGCCUGCGCAUGUGUUUGCUAUGCCCCUAACUCCUCCGUCGCCGGAGCUGGGAGACCAGCGGCCUCGAAAAAGAAAAGCAAAGACAAAACACUUGGAGCCGGAGCUCAUUAAGCGGCAGCGCGGAGAAGCGUCGAAACCUGCACCGGAAGCUCCGCCGCCUGGUGCCGAAUUCCCAGAACUUUGGCAGGAGCAACAAAGUAUUCUUAUGCGGCUCUUGACGAAGCCAAGCCAGCCCAGCGAUCUGAGCACUAUACCAGAAGAUAGGCCACUAAAGGACCUCUCCAGGCCUCUUACUAGCCCGUUGGGUCUUCUUGGGGCAGCUCUAUCUUACUUGCCCACUCAAAGGCCAACGCUGAACUUUCCGUCGCCCCGGACACCCGAUGAAAAUGCAGUAGAAGGCCAAAUGUUCAAGUUGGAGGGUCUUAAGGAGGCGCUGGCCGAAACACUGGAGGAAGCUGAAGAACUUGAAGUUAUAGGUGACUUACCAGCCUCAGUUUCGCUGUCAUGGUUUAUGCAGAAGCUAACAGCCAGACUGGAAGAUGAAAUGCAGAGCGCUGGGCUGCUUCUUACAGAGGGCACUUUGCGCCUGUCGCCUGACAAAGCAGCAUUAGUCUGGCAAUACAUGGACUCGCUCAAAGUUGAUCUUACAGAUGCAUACGGUUUCAUUGAUCGCACUUCUAAACAGGCCGAGAGAAGGCCGCAUGUGGAGCCGCCACCCUUCCCAAUCCCUCAAAAAGAGGUCGACGUUGGCAAGCGGGUGCUUGUCUUGAAGUUGGCAGUGAUGAGGGUGGGAAUGGCCGUGAGGGAUUACGGGUCUACGCCAAGUCCUCGUGCAAGAAAGUCGCUAAGUCGGGUUGUGGAUAUGGCGAAGACUUUGCUUUCAACGACGCAAGAGUUUGUGGGCAGCCUACGACAAAGAAUACAGAGGUCUGCUGCUCAAUGGAUUCGGAACUAUGCUGAGGUUUUGCAGAAUUUAGCGGAGAACGCUGAAGAGUUGCUCGAGAAGGGCCCCAAUCCAGAGGAACCUCAUCGACCGUAA